AUGUCUGAUGAGAUAAAAAAGGCCUUCAUGAAGGAGAAAAAGCUUGAGGUAGAACCAGAGAUUAGCAAAACACAAGCCUAUAAGACAUUGGUUGGUGGUGAGCCGGCUGUCUUGAUGGAUGUGUGGAUGGGUGACGAGGAGAUCAAGUUGAUGCUAUUGCCCGCCCCUGUGUUCUCCUCAAAGUUUGAAGCAAGCACGCAGACACACACGAAGAAAGAGAAGAUUGUUAUUCAAAAGCAGUAUACAUUCAGAGUCGGUAGUUUUAGUAAUACACCAAUUCAAGGAUAUGCCACACUUAAUCGCAACGGGCAUCUCAAGGACAUGAUGGUCAAGACUGAAUUUGUCACUUGGGUGUAUGAAGAGAUCAGUGAGGGUUUCAGUUUUGUGUAUGAGGCAAAACAUGUGACUGACGACCACGUGUUUGGUGGGCAGUAUAAAUAUCCACCAGGGAAAAACGGGGGCGCAGCUAUAAACUUCGCUGACAUUGAAUUUGAAGGGGAAUGGCGGGGGCGAAAUAGAAUCGGACCGGAAUCAAGGGAAGACGAAUUAAUUGAACUCGCCAUAGCGCGAGAAGAGCAAAACAUUUGGCUGAACAACCAGGGAACGAGUUGUCCAGAUAGUGACGAAGAGAAGGACAGUUUUGGACAUUGCGCGACUGCCACGCGCCGGCGUACCUCACGCCGGGGAGUCGAGUUAAAGAUAGCUGAGAUUCAGAUAGAUAUUGAUUCGCAUUUGCUCGAACUGUUAGGCGGAGAUGAACAGGACGCCAUACAGUAUGCAGCCAGUGUCAUCAACUAUGUGAAUGGCAUAUACGAGGAGCAGUUGGGCAUUACGCACCAAAUUGUGGGUACGAACGUGCACACGGAGGUCGUGCACAACUCAAAUGUAAUGAGUGAUUUAUUAACACAACACACAGCCCUCUGGAAGGAGAAGGCGAAGGAACCUGGGCAGCCUAACUAUGACAUAUCGUUUCUGCUAACAGGCAGAGGUACAGGCGAUGUGGUGGGGAUAGCGUAUAUCGGCGCCGUGUGUUACUAUCACUAUAAGACGGGUGUGGCGCAGUUGCUGUAUCACGAUGCCAUAGUGCGCCAAGUGGCUCUAGUUGCGCACGAAUUAGGUCAUAUGUGGGGGUGCAAUCAUUUGUCGCCAAGUGAUCCUUCACGCAUUAUGAAUAGCAUCACCACUUCGUCAGCUACAUUUGGACCGGCGUGUGUCGAAGCGGCUACUGCUUUCUCGAAUAGUAUCAUGAGCUGUCUAGAUGGCGGCCAGAUACAGAGUGCGUGUGUCGCCGGCCCGUGUGCACGUGGACUGUGUGAAGAUCAAGGCAGCACGUCCUCCUUCACGUGUUCGUGUCCCGCAGGGUACUCAGGUGUGUUGUGUGAGAUAGAUGAAGACGAGUGCGAGAGCGCUCCUUGCAAGAAUGGCGGCACUUGCACCGAUGCCGUGGCCGGCUAUGUGUGCGCGUGCCCAGCCGGGUAUGAAGGGACCCAGUGUGAGAUUGACGCUGAUGAGUGCGGCAGUGCGCCAUGCUUAAAUGGUGCACGGUGCGAGGAUGGGGUGAACAAAUACACGUGCCACUGCGAGCCUGGAUUUGAGGGGCCCACAUGCGCCAUCAAUAUCGACGAUUGCAGCGGCAACCCUUGCUACAACGAUGGCGGGUGCAUAGAUGGCGUGAAUGCGUACACGUGUGGGUGUGCAGUGGGGUACAGUGGGCACAACUGCGAAGUGCAGACGGACGACUGUGCCGUCACACCGUGCGCGAACGGAGGUACGUGUGAGGAUCUGGUGGGGUCGUAUAAAUGCACGUGUGCAGCUGGAUAUUCCGGUACCAACUGCGAAUCGAAUGUAAACGACUGCCUGCCCAACCCAUGUCAGAACGAGGGAGUGUGCAUCGACGGCCUCAACUCGUACGCGUGCAACUGCAAGCUCGGAUUCAUGGGCCCCACAUGCUCAGAGGUAACCAAUGAGUGUUCCCCCAAUCCCUGUACUAAUGGUGGAACAUGCGUAGAUGGCCACAACUCUUACACAUGUCAGUGCGCAGCAGGCUUUUCGGGAGACAUUUGUGAAGUAAACAUAGACGAAUGCGCAAGUAUGCCCUGUCUCAACGGAGGAGGGUGUGUGGACGGAAUAAACGGCUACACUUGUACUUGCCAACCAGGGUUCGAGGGAACCGUGUGUGAGGUAAAUAUCGACGAGUGCUCACCAAAUCCCUGUCACAAUGGGGGUGUAUGCACAGACCAGGUGAAUGGGUACUACUGUACAUGCCCCCCCGGAUACGAUGGCUUAACUUGUGAAAACGAUCGCGACGAGUGUGCAAUCAAUCAGUGCCUAAACGGCGGUGCGUGCGUGGAUGGGCCUGGUUUCUUCACGUGCACGUGUACCAGCGGAUACACCGGUGGGUACUGUGAGAUAGAAGUGAACGAGUGCGAGAGUAAUCCAUGUCAGAAUGGGGCUGUGUGCUCGGACCUGGCAGAUGCAUAUUUGUGUACUUGUGUUGGAAAAUGGACCGGUACAAACUGUGAGACUGUCAAGCUAGACACGUGUAUGGACCAGCUUUGCCAGAACGGAGCCGACUGCUACGACCUGAACGCGGGAGGUUACGAGUGUAUGUGUCAGCCGGGAUACAGCGGGCUUUCCUGCGAGAGUGACAUCAACGAAUGUGCCAGCGAACCCUGCAAAAACGGCGCUUUUUGCAGAGAUGAGGUAAACGGGUACGCGUGCGAAUGUAGUGGCGAGUGGACAGGUACACACUGUGAUGUCUCGACGGUAGAGGUGAAUACAGACCCUUGCGCAGGCUUCGAUUGUUAUCACGGUACUUGCCAGGCACUUGGGGACGCGCCUCAAUGCGUCUGUGGCACGGGAUAUACCGGUUCAAGAUGUAGCAGUGAAAUUGACGAGUGUCUUACUUCGAUGAAUGUGUGCCAGAAUGGUGCCACGUGUGUAGAUGGCCUGAACUCUGUCACGUGCGACUGCUUGCCUGGAUACGAAGGUGCGGAUUGCUCUGUAUACGCCUGUCCGUGUCAGAAUGGGGGCAGUUGCAUAGACGACAAUGGAUCGACGGUGUGCAAGUGCGUGGACGGGUACUCUGGAGACACGUGCGAGUAUGCACCGGCGAGUGACCUGACCAACUACUGCAGCCCAGACCCCUGCAAUGGCAACGGCAACUGCGUCUUGAACCCUAGUGUAGGGUUCGAAUGCGUCUGCUUCAGCGGCUACUCGGGCACCAACUGCGUGCAAGAAGUGGUUCCCCCCCUCACCUGCAGCAGUAACCCGUGUUUCUACGGCGGGUUUUGUCUGGACAGGAUUUAUGGGGUGAAAUGCAUUUGUGUGGGAGGUAGAACGGGCGAGUUCUGUCAAAACGACGUCAAUGAGUGUGCUAGCAGUCCGUGUAUGACGGGACGUUGUAGCAAUCGGCACAACAAGUUUGUGUGCACGUGCCCUACGGGAUGGUCUGGGGAACUUUGUAGUACUAGAAUUAUAGCAUAAAUAGUCCAUAGUUACGGGUGAGCAGUUCAUAAACGAGAAUGAU
Messenger RNA from Sphaeroforma arctica JP610, 3529 nucleotides. RefSeq lists its product as hypothetical. Gene Ontology annotation, biological process: proteolysis; Notch signaling pathway; axon guidance. Gene Ontology annotation, molecular function: metalloendopeptidase activity; calcium ion binding. NCBI's taxonomy places the organism in Eukaryota, Ichthyosporea, Ichthyophonida. The transcript has 3 exons. The record is from RefSeq and is a predicted model, not a curated record. Gene Ontology annotation, cellular component: plasma membrane; cell surface; signaling receptor complex. The coding region runs from base 1 to 3486 and encodes 1161 amino acids.